CAGGUAAGGAAGUUUUAAACCUGUUUUUAAAAAUAAGGAGCAUAAACACCAAACAAGAAAGUUAUGGCUACCGGGGGAUAUGAUACACUUCUAGAAUGUGGUAGUGACGCCGUCGGUGGAAAGAUCGGGAGCAAGUGUGAGCCUUGUCGUCGUCGGGACAGGUUAGAGGUGGCUUCAUUGUUCUGUAAUACAUGCAAGGUAUAUCUAUGUGAUGAUUGCUGUGUUGUACACAAAGGGCACAUAGCAAACGUAUAUGAACAUAACAUCGUUGCUGCCCAUGACGCCUGUGUCAAGCCAUAUGUCGAUAUGAAGGGACUGGAUCAGUGUAACGAACAUAAACGAGUGUUCAUGUUUCACUGUGAAGACCACGAAGAUCUGUGCUGUGAGGUAUGUGCCUUUUCUCGCCAUCGUAGAUGCAACAAUAUUUACGAAAUAGCAAAGGUCGCUAAGAAUGUGAAGGAUGAUGUAAGGGAAAAGAUACGUGCAUCCGUUAUUACUGCCUCAGAAUAUAUAAUGAAAUGCGAGGAGGAUCAAUUGAACAACAUUUCGCGAGUCGAAGAAAUCGUAAAAGAAAUGGAUAAUUACAAGGAGGACUUAUUAACGAAAAUUGAGGAAGCCAAGCUGCGAAUUGUCAGCGAAAUGAAUAGCAUUAACACACAGGAAACCGAACGUCUAAAUACGAGGAGAAAAGCGGCUGAAAUCCUGAAGAAAGAAUUCGACACGCACUUGGCAAUGUCAGAUAGCGUUCGCGAGAAUGGAACGGAAACGGAACUAUUCAUUCUAAACCACAUUUUCAAAAGGUCGAAAAACAAGGCAUCACAAACACUUAACCCUUUGUUGAAGAAUGAUUACACCGUCAAAGUGGGACUAAAAAUCAACGAAAACAUUUUAAAAAUUAAAACUUCUGAUGUCGCAUUAUUCUCAUUGAAUAAAACAGAAGAACCAAGAACACAAGAGCCAGAAACACAAUCAGCGGUGCGUCUGGAGCUGUUGAAAACCAUGGAGCUUGUGAAGACAGGGGACGACAAGGUUGAGCCGUUUGUGACUGGGCUGGAUUUCCUGACGGAUGGGAGGAUCGUCGCCGUGGAUAACUACAACUGGAAAUGUUUUAUUUUGAGUAACACACUGAAGAGGUUUGAUAUGUUUUAUAAAUUUAAGACAUAUCCUAGGGACGUUACAUCUUACUCUGAUAACAAUAUUGCAGUAACCGUCAGUGACGAAGAUAUUCGAACUAUCUGCCUGCUAACAGUGGACAGUGACAACACGAUCACGUUGAUGAAGGCGCUGAACACGUCUAUCAAAUGCCUCUCCAUCUUUACCCUGAACGACCGCACGUUCGUAGUGAGCACUUGGGACGACCCGCGGCCUGCAAAGAAGAUUGACGUGGACGGCAAGGAGAGCGACUUUGACAACGUGAAGUUUCCUGGAAAGACGUAUAAGAUUGGUGAAAGUCAAUGUACCUACAUACCAUCCCGGGAUACUCUAGUUCUGAUAGAAAGGCAUGCUCACACAGUUUACAUGUAUAACACCGUAUUCGGCAAGACCAGCGAGGUGAAAUGUUACCGGAUACCGGAACCCAGAGGCGCCUGUACUGGCCCUGAUGACUCCGUGUUUGUCUGCAGUAGGAACACGAAUUCCGUCAUCCAGAUAUCGCCCAACGGGGACAAAUUGACGUCAUGUGAUGUCGGCAUGAAGUAUCCGUAUGCCGUUGCCUUCUGCAUGGAUGGUUCGAGAAUGGCCGUGACUAACAGUGCGGGGGGCGUGAGACAACUGAAACUGUUUAAAAUAAUACACUUGAAGUGUAUUUGUUAAGAUCAAAAAGAAAUAUAAGUGUUUUUAUAAUUAUUUAUGAAAGUAAAUAUAACUUUCUCUUUGAGCAUUAUUUGUGAAUAGUUUGUGAAUAAGAUUCUUGUAAUAAUACA
Molecule: messenger RNA, 1922 nt
Organism: Mya arenaria
Lineage: Eukaryota; Metazoa; Mollusca; Bivalvia; Myida; Myidae
Exons: 1
Coding region: 64-1812 (582 amino acids)
Molecular function (GO): zinc ion binding
Source: RefSeq, a predicted model, not a curated record